AUGGGCAAGAUUUCACAAGAUCAUGCGAAGUUGGACUCAGACACAAUUGCAAAUGCCAUUAGGCCGUUGGUCGAAGCAGACCCCUCGAUAAAGGUGAAAUCUGUUAUUGCAGAAGUUCAAUCUAGGUUCAACUACACUGUGAGUUACCGCAAGGCUUGGUUGGCAAAGCAGAAAGCUGUCGCAAUGGUUUUCGGUGAUUGGGAAGUUUCUUACCAGACUCUGCCAGUAUGGUUGAAAGCAAUGACUGUGAAGAUGCCGAGGUCUCGUGUUCAAAUAAAAACGCUCCCUGUUUACCGUGAGAGUGAGGAAGUUCAAGGUGUAAGAGUUCUGCACCACGUUUUUUGGAGCUACUAUCCGUGUAUUGUAGCAUUCAGACACUGCAAGCCGCUGGUGCAGGUUGAUGGCACGCACCUGUACGGAAAAUAUAAAGGUGCACUUCUGGUUGCAGUUGUACAAGAUGGGAACCAAAACAUUGUGCCUAUUGCAUUUGCGACAGUCGAGGGCGAGACGGCAGACGCAUGGGAGUUUUUCCUAACCAAUUUGCGGAGAUAUGUUGUCACCGUCGAUGGUGUGGGUAUUAUUUCUGACCGCCAUACCUCCAUCGACGCUGCAAUAGCUCGCACCAAUGGUGCAUGGUCACCACCAAGAGCGUGGCACAUGUACUGCAUCAGGCACAUCGGGUCCAACUUCUUAAGGAGGUUCAAAGCUCCAUAUUUGCAUAAACUCGUGGUGAACACAGGCUAUUCUAGGACGGAACAGGAGUACAACAAAAACUAUCAAAGACUUAAAGAGCGGGGUGAGGCAUAUACUCAAUGGUGCGAUGACAUCAGUGUUGAGAGAUGGGUGUUGGCAUUCGGUGGUCAUCGUUGGGGACAUAUGACGACAAACUUGGUAGAGUGCAUAAAUUCUGUCAUAAAGGGUGCACGCAACCUUCCUGUGACUACCAUUGUUCGGUCCACUUUCUAUCGGCUGAAUGAAUUGUUCACUCGGAAGAGUACUGAGGCUCAUGACCGUCUCCGCAACGGAUUCACGUAUUCAGAAUUUGCAAUGAAGAGAGUUGAAGAAAGCUUCCGACGUGCAGGAAACAUUGUGGUCAACCGGUUCGAUAGGCGCAACGAGAUAUUUGAGGUUCACGAAAUGAAAGAUGGUACCAUUUACACUGUUAACCUUGCGCAACGACACUACGACUGUAGUCAUUUCCAGGUCGAGCGACUUUCAUGUCGCCACGUGCUUGCAUGUUGCGCCAACCAGCGUCUUGAUUGGCAGCUAAGGUGGCUGCCAAAUGCAACCUCCGAUUUGCUCUGGCAGGUUGACAAACACAACCUACGUUUUGCCUUCUCCAAAGCUGGUCAAAAGUGA
Arachis ipaensis is the source of this 1359-nucleotide messenger RNA. RefSeq lists its product as uncharacterized. Lineage: Eukaryota; Viridiplantae; Streptophyta; Magnoliopsida; Fabales; Fabaceae. The record is from RefSeq and is a predicted model, not a curated record.